AUGUUGCGAGAGCGAGCUAAGCGGACGACACUCCCUCCAGCUCAGCAGAAUAUUGAUAAGUUAGAGAAAGUUGUGAAGGAAGGCAAUUACUAUGGAGCUCAACAGAUGUACAAGUCUACUAGCGCAAGAUAUAUAGCCGCCGAAAGAUAUUCGGAGGCCUUGGAUGUUCUUCAGGCGGGUGCUUGCAUCCAGUUGGCAAAUGCGCAGGUGACUUGUGGGGCUGAGCUAGCUGUGUUGUUCGUGGAGACACUUGUAAAGGGAAAAUAUCCUUAUGAUGAUGAUACUCUUGACUGUGUCAGGAGAAUUUACAAGAAGUUCCCUCGAAUUUCUGUGCCACAACACUUGGACUUAACAGAUGAUGAUGAUGUACAACAACUUUCUGAAUUCCUUGGGGCAGCAAAAACGCGUGUGGAGUGGUCUGUGGAAUUUGGAGCUCAUAGGAAUGGAUCUCUGGAACUACAUGAUAUGCUAGCUGAGUAUAUAUAUUCUGAAUCUCCUGAGGUGGAUAUGGCUAGAGUAUCGUUUCAUUUUGUUCGAGGGAAAAAUCCGAAGAAGUUUGCCUCAACUCUUGUAAAUUUUAUGGGCAAGUGUUAUCCAGGUGAAGAUGAUGUAGCCAUUGCGCGAGCAAUCUUGAUGUAUUUAUCUCUAGGUAACCUGAGAGAUGCUAAUAAUCUUAUGGAUGAGUUAAGGAAGCAAGUUCAAUCAAAGGAGCUUGACUUUCCACAAUCAGAUCUGAUCCAGUUCAUCAAUUAUCUUUUGCCAACGUUGCAGAGAGAUGCUUUACCUUUAUUUAAUAUGUUGAGACAAAGUUACAGGUCAAGCAUAGAUAAAGAUCCUACAUUUGGCGAGUUGCUAGAUGUAAUCGCAGAGAAGUUCUAUGGGGUACGGCGUAGAAGCUCUCUGCAGGGGAUGUUUGGAGAUAUUUUUAAGAUGAUGGGAGGUGAAUAG
Molecule: messenger RNA, 948 nt
Organism: Ilex paraguariensis (yerba mate)
Lineage: Eukaryota; Viridiplantae; Streptophyta; Magnoliopsida; Aquifoliales; Aquifoliaceae
Source: the annotation of a GenBank genome assembly